CCCAAAAACAUGUGAUCCGUCGCGUCUGAGGAUUACUCAGACUCUCGUGGAGCCUCGGUCUUUUAUUCCUAUUCUAAUGUCAAAACCGAAAUCCGACGUCAAGGUUCUCAAAGGCCAAGAAGCCGAAGACAAGGUCCUCGAAUAUGUCAAACGCAUGAAUCGACCUUAUGGUGCUGUGGAUGUUGCCGCAAACCUCAAAGGGGCCGUUCCGAAGGCCGCUACGCAGAAGAUUCUAGUGAGUUUGGCGGAGAAGGGUGAGCUAGUGCAGAAGACAUAUGGAAAAACCACGUUCUUCGUAGCAAAUCAGGCCAAACUCGAUACGGUGCCAGCAGAGAAAAUCGCCCUUUUUGAGGAAGAAUACAAACGUAUCGAUGACGAAAAUAAGUUGCUGUUAUCUGAAAUUAAAUCCGCUAAUAACGAGCUAUCAAAGAUCAAGAACACGCCCUCUGACGCAGAACUACACACUCAGAUUGUUGAACUCAUGCAAGUGGUAGCGAAGAAGCAAGCUAUACUUCAACCUUUACGAUCCGGUAGCCCCCUAGUGUCCGCCGAAGACCUCGCUCUAGUAGAUGCAGAGUGGAUCAAAUGGCGAACAGAAUGGGUACGCCGACGCAAAAUUUUCACCAACUUCUGGCAGCUUACGACGGACGCACUUGCCCCCCAGGAUGCAACGGAACUCUCGGAAGAUCUUGGUAUUGAACUAGAUGCGCCUGAACACGCUGCGCUGGAACGCAGCACGUUAUGUCAAAAUACGAAUAUCAAAAACACACUGAAGAGGAAGCGAUAGUGGUUACGUGAAAGUGUGGGUGUGCUGUGCUAUUCAAACUUUGCUUCCUCUGCCGAGUCUGGUUCGCUCUGCUUCGACUAUACUUAUCUGGAACUUGUGCUCGGAUCUGUGCUGCGGUUGUACUGUAUUAAUAAAACAUUCUGUUUGAAGACCGCAGAGAACCCAGUAAGGAGGGUGGAUGCUGGAUAAGUGAGCAGGGACGAG
Desarmillaria tabescens is the source of this 991-nucleotide messenger RNA. RefSeq names its product TBPIP-domain-containing protein. Gene Ontology annotation, biological process: meiotic strand invasion involved in reciprocal meiotic recombination; meiotic joint molecule formation; homologous chromosome pairing at meiosis. The transcript is spliced from 7 exons. Lineage: Eukaryota; Fungi; Basidiomycota; Agaricomycetes; Agaricales; Physalacriaceae. The coding region runs from base 77 to 787 and encodes 236 amino acids. The record is from RefSeq and is a predicted model, not a curated record. Gene Ontology annotation, molecular function: recombinase activator activity; double-stranded DNA binding. Gene Ontology annotation, cellular component: DNA recombinase auxiliary factor complex; condensed nuclear chromosome.